CUGUUGGUGAGAAGCAACAACCUUUCUGACAAGAUUAUAGUUCUGUCUGGAAAAAUUGAGGAGGUCUCCCUGCCUGAGAAUGUUGAUGUGGUAAUUUCUGAACCGAUGGGUUAUAUGCUGUUCAAUGAACGGAUGCUGGAAAGUUACCUCCAUUCCAAAAAAUGGUUGAAGACACGUGGAAUGAUGUUCCCAACAUUCGGUGACAUUCAUUUGGCUCCUUUUUCUGAUGAGCAGCUGUACAUGGAACAUUUCUCCAGAGCCAAUUUUUGGUACCAAGAAUGCUUUUAUGGGGUCAAUCUAUCUAGCCUGCGCACUGCAGCUGUGGAUGAGUAUUUCCGACAACCUAUUGUGGAUACUUUUGACAUGAGAAUUCUGAUGGCCCAGACAGUGAAGUACACCGUUAACUUCCUGGAAGCUGCUGAGGAAGAUUUGCAUAGAGUGGAAAUCCCUUUUGUUUUCCAAAUGACGCAGUCUGGAUUAAUCCAUGGCCUGGCAUUCUGGUUUGAUGUGGCAUUUGUAGGAUCAUUGGUAACUGUUUGGUUGUCCACUGCACCGACAGAACCUCUCACUCAUUGGUAUCAAGUACGCUGCCUUCUUCAGACACCCCUCUUUGUUAAAGAGGGGGAAUCUCUCUCAGGGAAAGUCUUACUUGUCGCCAAUAAGCGACAAAGUUAUGAUAUUCACAUUGUGGCUAUGGUGGACGAGACAGGAAUUAAAUCUUCUAACACUCUUGAUUUAAAGAAUCCAAUUUUUAGGUAA
This is a messenger RNA of Nestor notabilis (Kea), 759 nucleotides long. RefSeq names its product coactivator-associated arginine methyltransferase 1 (gene CARM1). Gene Ontology annotation, biological process: peptidyl-arginine methylation. Gene Ontology annotation, molecular function: protein-arginine N-methyltransferase activity. The transcript is spliced from 7 exons. The record is from RefSeq and is a predicted model, not a curated record. The annotation marks the transcript as partial. Lineage: Eukaryota; Metazoa; Chordata; Aves; Psittaciformes; Psittacidae.